AUGAACGGGAAAUAUGACGAGGUGACGGAUUUGUCGGUUGAGCCGUGGGUGAGGUAUAUCCCGGGGGACAAGGUGAAGAGGAUCAAAGUUUGA
Podospora pseudocomata is the source of this 93-nucleotide messenger RNA. RefSeq lists its product as uncharacterized. NCBI's taxonomy places the organism in Eukaryota, Fungi, Ascomycota, Sordariomycetes, Sordariales, Podosporaceae. Bases 1 to 93 code for a protein of 30 amino acids. The record is from RefSeq and is a predicted model, not a curated record. The transcript has a single exon.